This is a messenger RNA of Colletotrichum abscissum, 426 nucleotides long. RefSeq lists its product as uncharacterized. The coding region runs from base 1 to 426 and encodes 141 amino acids. NCBI's taxonomy places the organism in Eukaryota, Fungi, Ascomycota, Sordariomycetes, Glomerellales, Glomerellaceae. The transcript has a single exon. The record is from RefSeq and is a predicted model, not a curated record.
AUGACAUGCAGGAACAUCCCUCGCGAGUCGCGAUGGCCUCACGGGAAUUCUUCUUACAGGCCCCUCCCGAAAAGGGAACCUUCUCAUCUUAUUCCAUGUCACAUCUCACUUUCGAUGCACCAUCCGCACGCGUUACCAUCGGGCCCUCCGCUCCACAUGCCGUUGCGCGAGUCGCGGAAGACGUUACCAAAAUGUAGCCCGAGCUUAUCGAUAAUCGAAAGGGAUUCAAUAAAUCCCACUGCGGUGCAACGUCGGGGCCCUGAUUUUACGUCACAUCGAACCGCGGGGUCACAACUUUGUUUUGCGUCUUAUCCACGAGAUGUAGUAGCAAGAGCUUCGGCCGAGCUUGUGAGAGGAAACCCGUGCCCCGCGAGAGAGGAUCCCAUUGGACAUCGAAGAGAGCUCUACCGCGAGGGGGAGCUUUGA